Pisolithus orientalis is the source of this 686-nucleotide messenger RNA. RefSeq lists its product as uncharacterized. Bases 235 to 573 code for a protein of 112 amino acids. The transcript is spliced from 3 exons. The record is from RefSeq and is a predicted model, not a curated record. Lineage: Eukaryota; Fungi; Basidiomycota; Agaricomycetes; Boletales; Pisolithaceae.
UGAUGAUGUCGAACUCCGCCCUCACAAUGUUCUCCCCCAAGCACGUGUGCAGCGGUACGUACGACCUCCAAGUAUUCGCAACAGCAUCCAAACUGACAUUCGUAACGUCAAAGCGAACCACCCCCAUUAAAAUACUCCUUGCAAUUAUUUGCUGUCUUUAUUCUGGCGUUGGAAACGAUUUCGACAUGUUUCUUCCUUAAUGGUUCUCUGUCCAUUUUACGUUCUGUCAGGGAUAUGCAAGACGGGCGACAGACUGAUAUGGCCAAGUUUAAUACGUUCUGGGGAGAGUUUCGAAGAAGACUUCAAAAUGUCACUUUGCUGGCCACUGUACUCUUAACUACGAAUGUCGCCUUCCUUGCUAUCCAAUCCGUCGAUCAGCCAGGAGUGUCUUAUCUACCUCAGAAAUGCUGCUACAUUUCUAUUAUGGUUUCCUUGGGCAGCAUUGUGGGUGGGUUUGCCCUUCGGAUGCCGAGAGUUCUCGUAUGUGAUUUGGUCCAUAAUCUAAUAGUCGACACUGUUGACGUCCCAAUCAGAAGGGUAGCACAGCUUUCUACUUGGACGCCAUCUCCCUGAUUCUAGGGUUUCCGUCUGCACUCUUCUUAUAUGGCCUCCUCUUCUUCUUUUUCGCUCUCAUAUUUCACAUUGGCGAUUCUGGACCAGGGCUUUGGUUAUACUGGGCCUUCACG